Messenger RNA from Nematocida parisii ERTm1, 1057 nucleotides. RefSeq lists its product as uncharacterized. Gene Ontology annotation, cellular component: cytoplasm. Lineage: Eukaryota; Fungi; Microsporidia. Bases 1 to 1050 code for a protein of 349 amino acids. The transcript has a single exon. The record is from RefSeq and is a predicted model, not a curated record. Gene Ontology annotation, biological process: nonfunctional rRNA decay; RNA surveillance; nuclear-transcribed mRNA catabolic process, no-go decay.
AUGAAAAUAUUUAAAAAGACCCAGACAAAGUACAAUGUUUUCUUAGAUGUAUUUCCAGAGGAUAUUGAUGAUAUAUAUGAGCUGUACCGGAUAAUUGAUGCAAAAGACACAGUAAAGACAGUAACGCAGAGAAGUAUUCCUGGAGAAGGGGGGAAAUCGAAAAUAAGAGUUACUCUUCUGCUGGAGGUAGAAGUAGAGGCGGUAACAGUAGACUUAGCAGUGGGUAUAUUAUUUAUCAAGGGAAAGAUUCUAAAUGAAACAGAGUACACCAAGACAGGGACAUUCCACACUCUAGAAAUAUCUGUGAACCAAAGAAUGUCUCUUAAGAAGGACCAUCUCUCUGCGGCCUCUAUAAAAAUGCUGGAGAGUCUUACACUAGAAAACAAAGCAAGCAUGGGAUAUUUUAUAUGCAGAAAAGAUGGGUACUCAUUACUUCUAGCAACAGAGUAUACAUUGCGGCGUGUACCUCUCCCAGACAAAGUAAAGUCAAAGGACAAGCUGUUCAAGCAAAUUCUAAGCUAUUUAAAGAGCAACUUAACCGUGUUUGCUAUUAUAGGCCCAGAUAAAGAAGUAGAUGACUACUUCCGCCAGCAGCCACAGCUAAAGAACCUUGUUGUUUUUAUUAAAAAGCAAGUGGCAACAAGCAACACACACAAAGGUGACACGGAAGAAAUAGAUGCGAUAUUUAAAACCCCAGAUCUGCUCAGAAAGUUAAAAGGCAUUAAGAAGGGAAAUGAGCUUCUUGCACUGAAUAAUUACUACAGACUGGAGGAUACAGGCACAAAAGGCAUUGCAGUCGGACUUAAAGAGGUAAUGUGUGCUUGUGAGAAUUACAUAACUAAAACAAUAAUUAUAUCCGACGGCCUAAUAAAAUCAGAGAUACCAAAGGAAAGAAUGGCGGCAGAAGAAAUAAUUAAACUUUCCAAGCAGACUAAUGCAGAAGUAAAUAUAAUUUCACAGUAUACAAGUGAAGGGGAUAAGAUUAAAGGAAGAGGCGGUGUAGUUGCCAUUCUAACACAGCCUAUAGAUAUAUCUACAUUAUUAGAAUAAAUUUUGG